UCAAGGACCACAGAGACGCAGCAUUUCGAAGACAUUAUGUAUAGUUUAUAAAAAACGAUAAGAGAUAAAAGAGUGCAAGUAAGUUUAAAGAAAAGUGCAGUAGUUGCUACUCAAUCAAAACUCACCUAGCACUAGGGCGUUUGACCUUGCUAGUGAGUAAGUGCAAGCACCCGACUCGGUGUAAUGAUUGCCUAAUGCAGGUACGAGAAAACCAGACCCACAGUAUCUAUAAAACGUUGUUGUGACAAUAAUACGUGCCAUAUCUCAUCUCGACCUGUUCACGAAUACUACAACCAUGAGGGUGGCGCUCCUGCUGAGCUGCGUGGUGCUGGCGCUGGCGGUGCUCACGCAUGCGCGGAACCUGCGUGAGAAGCGAGAUGCUGACCUAGAGGCCGCCGCCUCCGGACAUCACCACGAAAAGGGUGGUGGCAAGGAACACCACCAUCACCACCAUCAUCACCACGAAGGCCACGGGCACAAAGGAUAUAAGGGACACCAUCACCACGAACAUGGAAAGAAAGGACACCACCACCAUGAAGGACAUAAGGGCCACCACGAUGAGCAUGGUGGACACAAGAAGCACCACCACCACGACGAUGGCCACUACGAUGAACACCACCACGUAGAAAAAGGAGAGAAAGGUCACGGAUUUGAAGAAAAGGGACACUAUCACAAAGGUCACUCCACAAAAGGACAUCACGGUGUUCACAAGCUAGACGAGUUCAAGAAGGACAAGCACUUCCACCACAAGCACGGCGAGAAGGGCUUCGACGAGGGAUACGGCGGCCACCACCACGAGCACGGUCACAAGAAGGGAGGACACUUCGACCACGGACACAAGCACCAUGGUCACCACGAACACCACCACGGCAAGAAGGGCCACCACGAGGAGGGAGGCCACCACCACGAACAUAAGGGCCACCACGACGAGGGCGGUCACCACGAGCACCACCACCACCACCAUGGACACGGGAAAAAGGGUGGACAUGAAGACCACAAGAAGUGGGGCUUUAAAAAAGGACAUUAAAAAUGAUGUAGUCCUCUAAAUGUUGCCGUACCUUUUUACUUUUAGUUUAUGUUUUGUUAUAUUUUUUGUUAUAAACGCAAUGUAAAU
Messenger RNA from Helicoverpa armigera (cotton bollworm), 1114 nucleotides. Its product is annotated as histidine-rich glycoprotein. The transcript has a single exon. The coding region runs from base 296 to 1027 and encodes 243 amino acids. NCBI's taxonomy places the organism in Eukaryota, Metazoa, Arthropoda, Insecta, Lepidoptera, Noctuidae. The record is from RefSeq and is a predicted model, not a curated record.